This is a messenger RNA of Brassica napus (rape), 873 nucleotides long. RefSeq lists its product as uncharacterized. Lineage: Eukaryota; Viridiplantae; Streptophyta; Magnoliopsida; Brassicales; Brassicaceae. The transcript has 2 exons. The record is from RefSeq and is a predicted model, not a curated record. The coding region runs from base 1 to 873 and encodes 290 amino acids.
AUGGAACGCUUGGUGGGAUGUGCUGUAACGUGGUUAAGAAUGAUACAAGAUCGCGAUGAGUUGUUAGAUUGGAGGGAUUUUAAAAUGAAACUUAAGAGGAGAUUCAAGACCACGAAAGGAGGAACUAUUCUCAGUCAAAUGCUUCGCUUGAGGCAGACGGGUACGAUUUCUGAGUAUAGGGAGCAGUUCGAGGAACUCUCUGCUGAAGUACCUCACGUUCCUAAUGACGUUCUGGAAGAGAUCUUCCUACAUGGGAUGAAGAGAAGCAUGAGGGAGCAGGUAGUGAGGUUGAGACCAGCGGGAAUGGACGAGAUAGUGGACAUGGCGACCAUCAUUGAAGAGCAGGAGAAUGAGAGGCACUCCUAUCAGUCGAGGCCGUUUCAAAGGACUAACUCAGCUCUGGCUUUAAACUCCCACCCGAGGGGUAGCAACUACAGCCCGGGAAAGCAAGACUCGGGAGCCUCAUGUAGUUUCAUUGCGACCAGAGUGGUGGAGAAGCUAGGACUCCCUGUUGUAGCGACUCCAGACUUCGGUGUGGCUAUUGGAGAUGGUAGAAUCAUGACAAGCAGUGGAAAGUGUGAAGGGCUUAAGCUGAUCAUACAAGGGAUUGAGAUACAGGGAGACUUCAUGCUGUUUGACUUAGGAGCUACCGACAUGGUGUUAGGCUACACAUGGUUGGCUUCAUUGGGAGAAACAGGAAUCAACUGGGAUUUGCACGUGAUGCGUUUCCAAAUAGAUGGAGAAUGGGUGACUAUCUCCAGCGAUCCCGCGUUGCUGCGAGAGCAAAUAUCUCUAAGCUCUAUGGAGAAGCUGUGUGACAGUGAAGACGUGGUAUACUUACUGGAGUUACAAACCCUCUUCGAGAAUCCGUAA